Messenger RNA from Drosophila arizonae, 2887 nucleotides. It is a transcript of the gene Cyp309a1, whose product is annotated as Cytochrome P450 309a1. Gene Ontology annotation, molecular function: heme binding; monooxygenase activity; iron ion binding. The record is from RefSeq and is a predicted model, not a curated record. Lineage: Eukaryota; Metazoa; Arthropoda; Insecta; Diptera; Drosophilidae.
CAGCCCCAAAUCCUGGUGCUCGAUCCCAAGCUGGCCCAUGAGAUUCUCGUGGGUAACUUCCGCUGCUUCAAGGACUCGCUGACCAGCUCCUAUAUGCAGCAUGCCAAGUGGGACAAGUACGCCAGGCGUAAUCCCUUCUGGGCAUCCGGCGACACCUGGCGACGUCUGCGUUCCGAGGCUCAAGCUGGGCUAUCGGCGAAUCGCUUGAAACGUGGCUAUAGUAUUUGGGAGCAGAGCGGCAGGAAGUUGACCAAGUACAUGACGGAGCAGCUAAACAAUAAUAUGUUGGAGACCAGAGAUCUCUGCUUUCGAUAUACAGCCGAUGUGAUGUGUGAUUUCAUAUGGGGCAUCGAUGCGGGCACCUUGACUCGCCACACGGGGGAGCCCAACAAGGUGCAGCAGAUGGCCAGCAAGUGGACCAAUUAUGCCUUCUACAUGAUCUCCAUCUUUAUGGCAUCGAUUAUAGCUCCGUUUACUCGGCUGCUCUUGCGCUUGCGCUUCUAUCCCAAGGACACGGAUGAGUUCUUUUCGAACCUGACCAAGGAAUCGAUUAACUUGCGCUUGAAGACAGGCGAAGAACCGCAACGCGUAGACUAUCUAUCGCAUCUGCUGAAGCUGCGCGACGAAAAGAAUGCCUCGCAUGAUGAUCUAGUGGGCCAUGCGCUGACCGUGAUGCUGGAUGGCUACGAUACCACCGGAACUGCGCUGCUUCACGCGCUCUAUUAUCUGUCGGAGUUUCCCUCUGCUCAGCAGAAGCUGCGCAUGGAGUUGCGCCAGAACACGGAGCACGAGAAAUCCCUGGACUACGACAAGCUAAGCCAGUUGCCCUACCUGGAGCAGGUUGUCUACGAAUCGUUGCGCUUGAGCAGUUUGAUACCUCAAUACACGAAAAUCUGCACAGAGUCCACGUUUAUACAGUUGAGCGAGAAUAGGCGAGUGGAGGUGGAGGAGGGCAUGACCGUUAUGAUACCCAAUUAUCAAUUUCACCACGAUGCCAAAUACUUUCCCGAUCCAGAAGCAUUCAGACCUGAACGGUUCAAUAAUGGGGAGCACAUCAAGAUGGUACAGCAAGGCAUUCUGUUGCCCUUCAGCGAUGGUCCACGCAUAUGCAUGGGUAUGCGCCUGGCUCUGCUAACUCUCAAGUCCGCACUGUUUCACAUCAUCAGCAACUAUCAAAUUGUGCGCAGUAAGCAGAAGAUAGUCACGGAUGGAGAUUCGGGCUUCGGAGUCGUACUACAAGGUGAUAUCAAUUUGGAAUAUCGUCGCUUUGUUCGAAGCUCAAAUAGAUUUCCACUCGGAGCACUAAACAAACAGUUGCUAAACGAACGAGCUGCCGUAAUGUGGACGCUGAUUGGGGUGCUCUUGGGCAUUGUGCAUGUGGCCUUUGCUGCGGUUUACCUGUAUCUCACCUGGUUCCAUAGCUAUUGGACGAAACGAGGUCUGGUGACAGCCCAGCCGCUGACUCUGCUCGGCAGCUAUCCGGGCUUGUUUGGAGGCGGCAGCAGCUUCAUCGAGGACAUUGGCAAGAUUUACAACAAAUACAAGGGCAAGGAGCGAGCUGUGGGCGUAUUCUUGACACGACAGCCGCAGAUCUUGGUGCUCGAUCCGCAGCUGGCGCACGAGGUCUUGGUCACGAAUUUCAGCGACUUUCGGGACACAGUGACGAGCAGCUAUGUGACGCACUCGAAGGACUAUGAUAAGUACGUCUCACGCAAUCCCUUCUUCAGCGCCGGCGAUGAGUGGAAGAAGCACCGCGUGAAUGCCGGAGCAGGCCUAACGCCCAAUAAACUGAAGCAGGCCUAUGCCAUUUGGGAGCAAACGGGAGAGAAGCUCGUCAGCUUCAUGCAGAGUUGCAUCGAGGAGCGGGGUAGCAAUAUCAUCGAAACCAGAGAUCUCUGCUAUCGCUACACAGCUCAGGCUAUGGGCGAUUUUAUCUGGGGCAUCGAUGCUGGCUCCUUGACCGGCAGCGUCAAGGAGACGAGCUCCUUCCAGCGCAUCUCCACGGAGUGGGUUACGCAUGCCUUUCUGGGCAUUACGCGAUUCAAUCGUACGACGAUUGCGCCCAUUGUGCGGAGAUUGUUUCGCAUGCGUUUCUUUACCCAGGCAGCGGAUGAUUUCUAUCUGAAGCUCACCCGGGAUGCGGCCAAGCUGAGGCAGAGCGGCAGUGGAGGAGAGCGUUCAGAUUACUUGGCGCAUCUGCUGCAGCUGCAGGAGAAGGGCGCCAGCCUGGACGAUAUGGUGGGUCAUGCUAUGACCGUGCUGAUGGAUGGCUUCGAAACCUCGAGCGCUGUGCUCUAUCAUAUGCUCUAUACGCUGGGCGCUUAUCCAGAGCAGCAGGAGAAGCUACGCUCCGAAAUCUUGACUGCGUUGGGCGUUGAUAAGUGCAUUAGCUACGAACAGCUGAAUGCUCUACCCUAUCUCGAUCAGUGUGUUUACGAAUCGAUGCGUAUGACCAGCGUGAUUGGCUUCUUGCUCAAGAUCUGCACUAGGCCCACGAAAAUGGACUUGGGCAACGAUAAAAUCUUAAAUGUCGAGCCGGGCGUCACUGUGGCAAUACCCGCGUAUCACUUUCAUCACGAUGAAGCCUAUUUUCCUCAACCUGACGAGUUUCGGCCCGAACGCUUUGACAAUGAAGCCAUCAGCGAGCUCACCAAGCGUGGUUGCCUCUUGGCCUUCGGGGAUGGACCACGCAUCUGCCUGGGCAUGCGAGUUGGCUUGCUAAGUGUGAAAAUGGCUUUGCUACGCAUUUUAUCCCAGUACAAAAUCGAGCAGACUAACAAAUUGUCCCUGUCCUCCGACUCCGGCCUGGGAAUGUAUUUGGAUGGGGAUGUUGAUUUGAGAUAUACGCGCAUAGAACUUUCCAAAUAAAAAUUCGAAUUUCAAUGUA